CAGACACCGACAUCCUGGUUUUGAUGGUGCAUAUCUAUUCAUGGAGAGAUAUUGAUCGACCAUGGCAAAUGAAAAUCGACCAUCAAAAUUUCGUCAACGUUGCCGCAAUUGCUGAUCACAUCGGUUCGGAAGCAUGCAAUAUCUUACCAGCUUUUCACAGUAUAACUGGAUGUGACACGACAUCAUUUCAAUUUAGAGUUGGUAAAGUUGCCCCAUGGAAAAAGCUGAUGAAAAUGCGUUUAUAUGACCUUCUUUUGACAUUUGGCUGCAGAUUUCUGACGGAUGAUAGCCUGCUAGCAGCCAAAGAAUUCUUUCGAAGUAUCAUGUGUAAUGGAGAAAUAAAAGAAAGCCACCUAGAUACAAGAGUAAGAAUGUACCAAAAGCAAAAAUUGUAGUCUAGUGAGGGAAUAAUUCCGGAUGAAAACAGUGCCAUGCAACACCUUUAAGCGAAGUUGGCUGCAAUGCUAUGUUUGGUGUCAUUAUACUGAGAGUCAAAUUGAUUUCCCUACCAUUGACGAAACUUUUGGUUGGAGUCAGAAUGUCGGUUUCAUUAAGCCAUUGUGGUAUUCGUGCAGCCAGUUUCCACCAGAUAUGACAGACAUUAACGAAGAGGCAGGAGUUUAUGACCCAGGAGUGCACUUAGAUGGAGAGAUUUGUUUGCGCGAUGAACAGGAACCCCCAGAAAAACGAAUCAGAACAAAAGAGGCAGAAGAACGGAAUGUGGAAGUCGAGAGUCUGUUUACGACUUUGACUUCAGAAGUUGAAUUUGAUGAAACAGGAGAAAAAGAUGAAGAACAAGAGGAAGAAGGAGAGGAAGAAGAUAAUUAUGAAGAUGACUGGGAUUCAGACAGCAGUUUUGGGGACCUUCACUAACAAUACUGCUUUGCACAGAAAAACAUUUGUUUUGUUGGCAGAGGGACCAUAUCAUUAGUUAGAAUAGUUCUUGUGGCAGAAUGCACCAUUUUUCAAAUCUACCAUUAUGUGUUUCAUCUGGUAUCGACUAUAGCGACUUAAAGCACAUCAGAACAUUUUCGUAUUCAAAUGCUUGGUAAAAAAGGAUAUGUGCAAGCAAAAUUCUGAAUACCCGCCAUAUUGAAUUUAUGCCGCCAUUAUGAAGGGAAAUGGUAAAAGAUAAUUACUACGGAAUAUUUACAAAAAGAUAUAGUUAUCUGCUUGAAGAUAUCAAAAACUUGCGUUUGAUGUAAGAAUAUGCCUAUUUGUAGAGGCCAUCUGCCAGCAGUGGAAUGACGGGCUGAGAUGAUGAUGAUGAUGAUGAUGAUGAUGAUGAUGAUGAUGAUGAUGAUGAUGAUGAUGAUGAUGAUGAUGAUGAUGAUGAUGAUGAUGAUGAUGAUGAUGAUGAUGAUGAUGAUGAUGAUGAUGAUGAUGAUGAUGAUGAUGAUGAUGAUGAUGAUGAUGAUGAUGAUGAUGAUUUCCCAAAAUUCACGUUCCUUGGUUCCUUUUUCACCCUUGGGAUUCCUUGGUUCCUAUAAGUUUCAGGCAAAAACUCUGUCAGUUUGUUGGGGGAGAGUAAGAGUACGAUGGCAGUGAGAGCAAGAGGAGCGAAAGCGAAGUGUUGGACAUUUGUCUACAAGUGUUUUCCAGAUGAUGUUAUGGAGCGCUUGGAACAGCGAAGCGAAGACUUCGAGUAUCUUAUAGCGUCGAAGGUGAACAACGAAGGAGAAGCACAAUCCCUCCGUGGAUAUAUCAUUUUCAAAUGUCAAAAAAGAGUGAACAGCGUUGAAACAAUACUCAAUAUUGAGGGGAGACCAGAGCGACUGGAAAUAGAAAUAGCUAGAGGCUCGUCGAGGAAGCACAAGGCUCAGUGCAAGUGUGGGCAAGGAUUCUUUGAAAUUGGAGAGAACAAAUUCAAAGAAAGAGAGAAAAGUCAAUUGGAAAUGAUGAGAGAAAGACGUAUGCAAGAAGCCACCGAAGAUGCCAUGCUGGAAGAAUUUGGGGACACCUGGAUACAUAGUCAGUCCUCAGUAGACAAAAGCAUCAAGCGGCAGCAAAAUGAGGAAUCUAAGGAAAGGAUUUUGGACAAGUUUCAAAAUGCACUUCUACGACCAUGGCAAGAAGAGGUUUUGCGUCUGCUUCGCUGCCAGGGGCCACGUAGAAUAACGUUCGUUGUUGACGAAACAGGAAAUACCGGCAAAACCUUUCUUGCAAAGUACAUUCUGGCAACAAAAAGUUCUUUGUAUUUCACCUCUACAACAUUGAAAGACACUGCUUAUGCCUGGAACGGAGAGCGAUACAUCGUGUUUGAUGUCAGCAGGGAAAAAUCGGCAAAGAUAAACUAUUCAACAUUAGAGACUAUUAAAAAUGGCAUUGUCUUUAGUAGCAAAUAUAAGUCGUCAACUAAAAUUUUCCCUAUUCCAAUUAUUGUAUGUAUGAUGAACACUAGACCCUACGCUAAAAUGAUGUCCAAUGAUAGGUAUCACAUUGUCGUCUUAGAUAAGUCCCCUGACCCCCUUGAACACCACAUUUCCUUUAAAAUUGAAGACUUUAGGUAUGCCCAGGAGCGUGUAUCUGAAUAAAAAACUUUGAAGUAAAAUUGUGAAUUUUUGUCGUUCUCUCCUUUAAAAGAAUCAUAAACGCCAGUGGAAUGCUUACACGCCAGUAGCUUCAAUUCUUAAAGCAAAUAUUACAAUGCAGAGACUAGCCCGAGGAAGAUUUGUAACCAGAUAAUAUAUUCAACCUUUUAAAUUGCUUCAGUGGAUAGGUUUCAGACAAAGGUUCGUCUUCCAGCCUUGAAAUGAAACGGUCUUAUAACCUCAUUGUCAUUUCAUUGAUAGAUACAAAACCUUUCUUUUGGCUGGGCUUGCAUUCAUAAGUUUGCAAGGAUAUCCAAGGCUUUUGGCCUCGUUCCCAUGUUGAUGGGCCGGUGUUCUCGAUAUCGUUGUAACAACUGUUAAUAUAGAAUGUAGAUAUAUCAUUGGGCUGGGCUUCUAUCCAUAAGUUUGCAAGGAAAUCCAAGGCUUCUGACCUCGUUCCCAUGUUGAUGGGCUGGUGGUCUCGAUAUCGUUGUAACAACUGUUAAUAUAGAAUGUAGAUAUAUCAUUGGGCUGGGCUUCUAUCCAUAAGUUUGCAAGGAAAUCCAAGGCUUCUGACCUCGUUCCCAUGUUGAUGGGCUGGUGGUCUCGAUAUCGUUGUAACAACUGUUAAUAUAGAAUGUACAUAUAUCAUUGGGCUGGGCUUCCAUCCAUAAGUUUGCAAGGAAAUCCAAGGCUUCAGACCUCGUUCUCAUGUUGAUGGGCCGGUGUUCUCGAUAUCGUUGUAACAACUGUUAAUAUAGAAUGUAGAUAUAUCAUUGGGCUGGGCUUCUAUCCAUAAGUUUGCAAGGAAAUCCAAGGCUUCUGACCUCGUUCCCAUCUUGAUGGGCUGGUGGUCUCGAUGUCAUUAUCAAAGGCCACUGCCUUGUCAAACUUUAUAAGGAAAAGCCCAGCCCAACAUUUUAUAAUGUAUAGUAUAGCACACCCAUCCGAGAUUAGAAGCCAACAUCAUUGCGAGGACGGAAGACCACUCAUUGCCUUGUUAAACUUUAUAGGAAAAAGCCCAGCCCAACAUUAUAUAAUGUAUAGUAUGGCACACCCAUUCGAGAUUAGAAGCCAACAUCAUUGCGAGGACGGAAGACCACUCACUGCCUUGUUAAACUUUAUAGGAAAAAGCCCAGCCCAACAUUUUAUAAUGUAUAGUAUAGCACAUCCAUCCGAGAUUAGAAGCCAACAUCAUUGCGAGGACGGAAGACCACUCAUUGCCUUGUUAAACUUUAUAGGAAAAAGCCCAGCCCAACAUUUUAUAAUGUAUAGUAUGGCACACCCAUUCGAGAUUAGAAGCCAACAUCAUUGCGAGGACGGAAGACCACUCACUGCCUUGUUAAACUUUAUAGGAAAAAGCCCAGCCCAACAUUUUAUAAUGUAUAGUAUGGCACACCCAUCCGAGAUUAGAAGCCAACAUCAUUACGAGGACGGAAGACCACUCAUUGCCUUGUUAAACUUUAUAGGGAAAAGCCCAGCCCAACAUUUUAUAAUGUAUAGUAUGGCACACCCAUCCGAGAUUACAAGCAAAGAUCACUACGAGAUUAUAAGGCCAGAACGUCUACAAAACUGUAGGAAUAAGAGCUAGUCAAAAAUCAACUUAUAUCAUUGUUAGGCGUCUGGCACAUGCGUAUAUACGAAUCGAACAGAAAAACAACUUUGUAAAAGAAAUAUUCAAACAUUCUUCCCAUCAUGUAUUAUGAUUCCUAAACGAUUUCUACGACUUAACUUUUCCACACAGCUUUUCAUACAUACAACGAAAUUGAUUACUUCUAACGUGUCUUAACAAAGAGUUACGUGCUCUUCCCUCUGCGAAGCACACGCUCGGGUCCGAAAGUAUUUUGCCCCAUUUGCCAUAACCAUGUUUGUUUAUUCCCUUUAUCAAAUUCAAGUCCUCCUUCUCAGUGAAUGGUGUUAUACGCUUUCGAAUUGACGUCAUCUGGCAGUCGCUGUCUGUCUUUGCUACAGGUUUGGUAUUGCUCUGUGUAAUGAAAAUGUCCGAGUCCGACUCAGAGUCUUCUGCACCCGUCGAAACAUUGACGAGUUUUUUCAAAGAGCUGUCUAGU
This is a messenger RNA of Rhopilema esculentum, 4600 nucleotides long. RefSeq lists its product as uncharacterized. The record is from RefSeq and is a predicted model, not a curated record. Lineage: Eukaryota; Metazoa; Cnidaria; Scyphozoa; Rhizostomeae; Rhizostomatidae.